UGACCAGUGCGGUGUAGAGCACAGGACCACACAGAACGCAGUAAUCAAGUUAAAAAAAAAAAAACGAAUGCAAAGACCUUUUUAUGUGCGGUAAUAAAAUAUAUGCCGUAGCUACUACAGAUAGCUAUUACAGAAAAAUCUGCAGUGAUCAGCGAACAUCACCCCGCAAAGUACUCAUCAUUUUACCCAAAGCGUCGAGAAAAGUCCCAUAUACAGUCAUAUAUAUCUGUUUGUAUGUUUUUAAAAUACAAUUUGCAGAAAAUCGUCCACUACAACCACCAACGCAGCGACGUUUAAUAGCAAGCAGACAGGCAACCAUACAGCCCUUAUUUUACAAACAAUAGCAUUGACUUUUGUCAAACAACCUAAGUAGCUCUUUAAAUUUUGCACUAGAUCGAAAUUUCGUAGAGCACAUCACGUUCUGCUGACAAAGCUCGUCCAUUGAUAGCUUCUCUGUGGUAUUUCGAAAUAACAAACAUGUCAGCCGAUUCGGAUAUGGAAUAUUCGGACAACGAUUGCGAAUAUGAAGAUUACUACAAUUCAGGUGAAGACUCAGAUGUAGAGCGCUUAGAUCCGAAGAAAACUGAUCCCGAAUACUUCGAAUUUGAAUGCCUCACGGUGGAGGAAGUGGAAAAAUUGCUAAAUGAAUCAGUAGAAAAGCUUAACACGAUCCUACACAUUACUCCGUCACUAGCGAAAGUGCUGCUGCUUGAACACGAAUGGGACAAUCAAGUUGUGGUUGAUAAAUAUCGAGAAGAUGCCAAUGCUCUGCUUAUAACUGCUCGUAUUAAACCGCCUAAUCCAACGCUUAGUCUACCUGACCCAACAGCACCAUCCACCAGCAAAGAUGCAAUCGCCUACAGUAAUAAUAGUGGUAUUGGCGACCAGCCACGCAGCUCAUUGAUUCCAGUAGGUGUAUAUAACGCAGCGACGCCUGGUGGUGGUCCCACGUCGUAUCGCAGUCAAAUGUGCCCAGUAUGUGCCAGUUCACAACUGGGUGACAAAUUCUUUAGCCUUGCUUGUAGUCAUGCUUUCUGCAAAGACUGUUGGUCAAUGUUUUUUGAUACUCAAAUCUUCCAAGGAAUUUCCACACAAAUCGGCUGCAUGGCUCCAAUGUGUAAUGUGCGUGUUCCUGAAGAUUUGGUGUUAACCCUAGUGACACGCCCCGUAAUGCGCGACAAGUACCAACAGUUCGCCUUUAAGGACUAUGUUAAGUCCCAUCCCCAGUUGCGUUUCUGUCCCGGACCAAAUUGCCAAAUUAUAGUACGUUCACCGGAAAUCUGUGCAAAGCGCGUCAUAUGCACUUCUUGCCAUACGUCAUUUUGUUUCAGGUGUGGUAUGGACUACCACGCGCCCACUGACUGUUUAGUCAUCAAAAAAUGGCUAACGAAAUGUGCCGACGAUAGUGAAACAGCCAAUUACAUUAGCGCUAACACAAAAGACUGCCCAAAAUGCCACAUCUGUAUUGAAAAAAAUGGAGGCUGUAAUCAUAUGCAAUGCUUUAACUGCAAGCAUGACUUUUGCUGGAUGUGUCUAGGUGAUUGGAAGACGCAUGGAUCCGAAUACUAUGAGUGUUCUCGCUAUAAGGAUAAUCCGAACAUUGCCAACGAAUCGGUGCAUGUACAAGCUCGGGAAGCUCUGAAAAAGUAUUUGCACUACUAUGAACGCUGGGAGAACCACUCGAAAUCGUUACAAUUGGAACAACAAACCAUUGAUCGACUGCGUGAGCGAAUCAAUGAGAAAGUAAUGAAAGGACGGGGUACAUGGAUCGAUUGGCAGUAUUUGUUCAACGCUGCAGCCUUGUUAGCGAAAUGUCGGUAUACGCUGCAGUAUACAUAUCCAUAUGCAUACUUUAUGGAAAGCGGUUCACGAAAGGAUCUUUUUGAGUAUCAGCAAGCACAACUUGAGGCGGAAAUUGAAAAUCUUUCAUGGAAGAUCGAACGUGCAGAAACAACUGAUUUAGGUGACUUGGAAAAUCAAAUGGAUAUUGCUGAAAAGCGUCGGACCACGCUGCUCAAAGACUUCUUCCCAAUCGAUGUUUGAGUGCCAAAUAAAUGACUGCGGCAAAAGAAAGGAACUAUUUUUCAUUUAAGUCUACAGUCAUUAAUCCAUAGUCGAUAGUGGGUGGAACUAACUGGCUGCUAAAACGAAUGGAUAAACUGCAAUAUAAACGCAAUGCGCUAAACAUAUUAUAACUUGUUUAAUACACACACACCUACAUAGAAGUACAUAUAUAAGCAUAUAGUUAUUGAGAGCAUAAAGCUUACCUACUAUAUAGCAAGAUAUAUUACAAAAUUUAAAUGUAAAAACAUUUGCAUACAUACAUACAUAUGUACAUACAUAGUGAUUUUGGGAAAUAAGCAUUGAAAGAGGUGAGAUUUGUUAAAUAUGAACGUAAUUCAUGACAAAGGCACUUUCUAAGCGCAUUUACGUUACAACUAAGUGAUAGGUUUUAAAAUAUUUGCGAUUAGUAGGACAAUUUUUAACCUAUGACUUAGGACAAAAAUGUUUAUUAUAAAAACGGCAAUGUAAACUUAACAAAUGUAGACCUGUUAGCUAAGAAUUAGCUUAUCAAAUUAUGAAUUUAACAAAACAAAAAUAUAAGAAGUCAAUAAUCGAA
This is a messenger RNA of Rhagoletis pomonella (apple maggot), 2620 nucleotides long. It is a transcript of the gene ari-2, whose product is annotated as potential E3 ubiquitin-protein ligase ariadne-2. The transcript has 3 exons. Gene Ontology annotation, molecular function: ubiquitin conjugating enzyme binding; zinc ion binding; ubiquitin protein ligase activity. Gene Ontology annotation, biological process: ubiquitin-dependent protein catabolic process; protein polyubiquitination; positive regulation of proteasomal ubiquitin-dependent protein catabolic process. Lineage: Eukaryota; Metazoa; Arthropoda; Insecta; Diptera; Tephritidae. The record is from RefSeq and is a predicted model, not a curated record. The coding region runs from base 478 to 2043 and encodes 521 amino acids. Gene Ontology annotation, cellular component: ubiquitin ligase complex; cytoplasm.